GGCCUCUCUCACCGCUUACACCACCAUGGCUCACAAAACUGCGACGGCGAGGUGCAUUGACGAUGAAGAAGAAGAUGAGUACGUCUGCAGGAUCUGCAGAACUCCAGGUGAUGAAGACAAUCCACUUCAAUAUCCAUGCAUCUGCAGAGGAAGCAUCAAGUUUGUGCACCAAGAUUGCCUCCUUCAAUGGCUUAACCACUCCAAAGCUCAACGAUGCGAGGUUUGCAAGCAUCGGUUUUCAUUCACACCACUUUACGAUGAGAAGGCUCCCACAAGACUCCCUUUGAAGGAGUUCGUUUUUGGCGCUGCGACGAAAGUCUGGCGUUGUUGCCGUGUUCCGCACGUCUUUCUUCUGUUGGGUUUACUCCUUUCGGUCUGGCUUGUCACUCUUUCUUUCAUCACGUUUUGGACAUGGAGAUUGGCUUUUGUCCGGAGUUUCGGUGAAGCUCAGAGCCUCUUGUUCUUAAGCCACGUCUCCUCCACAAGAGUCGUCCUGACCGAUUGUUUGCUUGGUUUCUUACUAUCUGCAACUAUCAUCUGCAUUCUCCGUGAAGCUGCUUCGUUGAGGAACUUCAUUAGGCAUUUGGAAAGAAACUUUCUGUUUUACCUUCGAAUACAGAGUCCCCUGUUUCCCUUGUUUAGUGUUCCGGCAAGGAAUAUAAUAUUUAUUGGUGUUGUCAUCUUUGUGCCCUUCACACUAGGACGGGUUAUACUGCAUCAUGUUGCUUCUGCUGAUCUCUUGAAAGGCUAUGUUGCUGGUGGACCAUCAAAGCUAUAUGACGUUACAACUCUAACGGUUGGCUACAUGUUUGUAGUCUUCCUUUACCUUGGAACCAUUGCGCUGAUUCGAUAUUUCAAGGGCCCGCCGUUGAACUUUGAUAGACUCUAUGGUAUUGCUGCUUCAAUAGUAGAAACUAUACCACCUCUCCUUAGGCAGUUGUCGGCAGGAAUCAAACCAGGGACCCUUGUUGCCUAUUAUUUUGGGGUCUUACCCUUGAUGUGUGGGUGGUGUCUAGAUGUUUUCACGGUUAGUAUGUUUGGUGAGACAACAAUGUCCAGCAGAGUAGAGUAUCUAUCAGUUUCCCCGCUUGCAAGCCCACUUGUUCAUUGGGCUGUUGGAGCGUUGUACUUGUCGAAAAUAGGCAUAUGCGAGGAGCUUCUUCCAAAGGUUCUUCGCCGUGAAGCUUUGUUUUUCCUUGAUGAUCCUCAUGAAGAUGAUGAUGACCCGUUCCAGUUCAUAAUUGAAGAAGCAGAACGCAAGCUAGGUUGGGGUAUUUUGUUAGAUGUUGCAAAGUAUGGGAGUUUGAUUUUCUUGCUGGUGUUUUUGCCAGUCAAGCUUGCUAUCAUGAUGGCUCCUACGGUCUUCCCUCUUGACAUAUCUGUAUCUGAUCCAUUCACUGAGAUUCCUGUCGGCUUGCUCCUGUUUACAAUCUGCACGCAGUUUAUCAUCGAGCAUUUCAGACUCUGGACCACGGUUAAGUCCCUUGUACGCUGCUGGUUCACCAGCGUCUGCUGGGCGCUUGGUUUGUCAGACUUGCUCUUGCCAAUACCAGAGGACAACGGAAAUGAUGAGCCAGGGAGGCAGAACAGAGGACCUGAAAGAGCCAUGGGUGUGCUUCCAGCAACUGUUGACCAAAACAGAAGCCUCCUCCUCGCUGGGAACGUAGAACAAUCUCAUUCAGAGUACAUCUUUGUGCUGCGUGUAGUCCUUCUACUACUUGCUGUAUGGGUUACACUUCUUCUCUUCAAUACGGCAAUGAUAGUUGUACCGGUUUCUCUUGGCCGUGCUCUGUUUAGUUCCAUACCAACUCUCCCUAUAACGCAUGGCGUCAAGUGCAAUGACCUAUAUGCUUUUGUCAUCGGCACAUAUGCCUUUUGGACUACCAUAUCUGGGGUCAAGUAUGCUCUCGAGCAUUUGAAGUCAGAAAGGACUUCAGUCUUGCUCAACCAAGUAUGGAGAUGGUGUGGGAUUGUCUUCAAAAGCUCAGUGCUGGUAGCCAUAUGGAUUUUUAUCAUUCCAGUGCUGAUAGGACUUGUGCUUGAGUUAUUGGUGAUUGUCCCAAUGAGAGUCCCAGUAGAUGAAACUCCUGUCUUCCUCUUGUAUCAAGACUGGGCUCUUGGCCUCAUCUUUUUGAAAAUCUGGAAAGCAUUGAUAAUAUCGCUGGAUGAUAGCUGGAAAGCAAAGUUUGAGAGAGUAGAAGAAGAUGGAUUCUCAAGGCUUCAAGGGUUAUGGGUGCUCAAAGAGAUUGUAUCUCCUAUCCUGAUGAAACUCCUGACAGCAUUAUGUGUGCCUUAUGUCCUGGCGAGAGGAGUCUUCCCCAUGCUCGGAUAUCCACUGGUUGUGAACUCGGCCGUCUACAGGUUCGCUUGGAUAGGUUGCCUCUCUGUGAUCCCCUUCUUUUCUUGUGCAAAGAGAUGUCAUGUCUGGUUCAGAAACCUUCAUAACUCUAUCCGUGAUGACCGUUAUCUCGUUGGUCGGAGACUCCUUAACUUUGAGGAAGCUGCUUUGGGUCAACGAAAAAUAAUACCAAAGCAGUGCCAGUGAGGAUGGUGUUUUAGUUGUGACUUAGACGUGCAAUCUAACAAGAAGCUUAGAAAUAAUAUUGUUCUCUAUGUGUAUAUUACUAGACUAAUUUGAGUAAUGAUAUUAUGAUACAGUAG
Messenger RNA from Raphanus sativus (radish), 2661 nucleotides. Its product is annotated as probable E3 ubiquitin ligase SUD1. Gene Ontology annotation, cellular component: endoplasmic reticulum membrane. The transcript has 9 exons. The record is from RefSeq and is a predicted model, not a curated record. Lineage: Eukaryota; Viridiplantae; Streptophyta; Magnoliopsida; Brassicales; Brassicaceae. The coding region runs from base 26 to 2545 and encodes 839 amino acids. Gene Ontology annotation, molecular function: zinc ion binding.